UUUUCUUUGGACUCGCGUUCAUUAAGUCUCGUUUUCUGUGCGCGUUUGUUUGUGAUGUUGAGCGUUCUUCUUGAAACGGACAAUGUGCUCUACUUGAUCAUUAAAGACCCGGACGACGCUCCACUCUCGUCAGGGAAAGAUGAAACGGUCCAAGACACUCUCGAGGAAGGUGCCGGGGUGGUGGAGCCCGUGUCUUCAGGAAACGUCAAGCUGGUCAACCAAGUCCGACUUCUGUGCGAGGCCUCGACUAGCGCCCCGUCUCAAGAACUCGCCGACCUCCUCUUGCGGCCUCACCUUCUGGCACUCCUCGAGACCCACGACACCAUCGCCGAUCGCAGACACGCGGGCGACGCAGGCACCUCCAACGGCUACAACAACGGCCUCAACGGCUGCCACGACAACGCCACCUUCAUGCCCGAGGAAAAUGGCUACCCGGUGGACGCCAUCCGGAUGGUGGGCCUCCGGAAGCGCCCCGACGAACCGCUGGGGCUGACGGUGCGGGAGGACGAGAGCGGCUACCUGGUCAUCGCGAGGAUUAUGGCGGGCGGCAGCAUCGACAGACAGGGGCUCCUGCACGUCGGCGACGCCAUCUGCGAGGUGAACGGCGUCGAGAUCAACAGCCUUCACCAGCUACACGAAGAAGUGGCCAAGUGUCGAGACUCCGUGACGCUGAAGGUGCUGCCGGCCCUCCACGACCCGCCGGCGCCCAACCAGGUAACCAGCACCCUCCACCCAGACGCAGCCAGGGCCAUUUGCUACAUGCGAGCUCUUUACUCGUACGACCCCACAGAUGACACUCUCCUGCCCACGUGCCCCUCACAGCAGCCACUGGACAUUGGCCUCAAGUUCGAAAAGGGUGAUAUUCUGCAGAUCGUUGACCAGUCGGACCCGAACUGGUGGCAGGCGCAGGUCGUGGGCUCCGGCAGCAAGCGCACGGGCCUCAUCCCCUCGCAGGAGUUGGAGGAGCGUCGCAAAGCCUUCGUCAGACAGGAGUAUGAUUACGUGCAUAAGAUCGGCAUCUGCGGCACGAGAAUCUCGAAACGGAAGAAGAAGCUCAUGUUUUCCACCAAGAAGAGCACAGACUACGACCAGGCGGAGCUCCUGCUGUACGAGGAGGUCGCCCGGAUGCCGCCCUUCAUGCGGAAGACCCUCGUCCUCGUCGGCUCCCACGGCGUCGGCAGGAGAACGCUCAAAAACAGGAUCAUCGCUUCGGAUCCUUCCAAAUUCGGCACCAUCAUUCCUCACACGUCCCGCCCCAUGCGCGAGCUGGAGGUGGAUGGCAAGGCCUACCACUUCACGACGCGGGAGGCGAUGGAGGCAGACGUCCGGCAACACAGGUACCUGGAGUAUGGCGAAUUCAGCGGCAACCUGUAUGGCACCAAGCUCGACUCCAUCCUGUCCGUCAUCCGCUCGGGCAAGAUGUGCCUGCUCGACUGCUCGCCCGCGUCCUUAAAAUACCUUCGCAACUCUAGCGAGAUGUUGCCCUACGUCAUCUUCCUCGCAGCGCCGGGGAUGGACCAGAUCAAGAGCCUAUAUAACAUCGGCAGUUCCAUGGGCUCAUCCAGUCGCAACCUCACCUUCGACCGCAGCAGCUCCAUACGCUACAGCUCCCGACGUGCCAGGACAUUAGAGUCGCUGGCUUCGUUGUAUGAGGAGGAUGAUUUUAAGCGUACAAUGGAAGACAGUGCGAAGUUACAGCGUGCCUACGAUAAGUACUUUGACAAAGUUAUCAUAAAUAAUGACCUAGACGAUACAUACAGCCAAAUCAUGGACGCUAUUGAACGCCUAGCAAUGGAACCCCAGUGGGUGCCCGUGACGUGGGUAUACUAGCACCCGUAUGCCUCUCAAAGCAAGUUACAUGUACGUGUUGGCAUGACCAUAAGUGUUACCACGAGCAACGGAAGCAAGAAAAGCCACAGGAUCUGUGAUUUUGCAUCGGAAAUGAUUUUUUUUUUUUUUCUGAAGAGUUCGCAGGAACAGUUCGACCACUUUGUGCGUUUGUAAGUUUAUUUCUUUUGGUGGAAGAUUUGAACGUACUGAGAAGCUAGGCUGUCAAGUCUUCCAGUGUAAUCAAAUGUGGCGUCUCCCACUCAAGAGCCAUGAAUCAACGUUUGAGCUAAAAGACGAUAGAUAGCUUGUCUUGUGAAAGGUUUGUCAGCAAUAUUCAUUCUGUCUGACAGCGAGAAGAAGGAUAGACUCAGAGCUCAUUAAGUACCCAUAGAUAUUAAAGAUGUGCUGUACAAUAAAGCUUUGUCAUCAUGAUUUUGGGACUGUGCAAAUAUUUGUCAUUUUUCAUUUGAUAUUACUUGUUAAUAAUUCAAGACUUCUAUUCAAUAUCAUUUUAACUGAAAACUUCUAUUACCUUAAACACACACACACACACACACACACACACACACACACACACACACACACACACACACACACACACACACACACACACACACACACACACACACACACACACACAACUCCUGAGUCAGAUGCAUUUUCUUUAGACCAUUUUUUAAAGAUAUUUCUCCAGGUCUUAUACAUAUUUAGAAAAUGCAAUGAACAUGUAACGAUGCAAGAAUUUAUGUUGUCAAAGAUUUAGUCAUUAAACUAGUACAGUGAUCGCAAAGUCCUUAGCAUUUCAUCAUGUGAUAAACAUGGUCUUAGAUGUUUAUUAUCAAUUAAAUGAUGGACAGACUUCAUGCUUACAUCACUUAGCUCAAGUACAGGGAAUGUUUUUGGUCUUGGAGACAGUUGAAAGGGAAGAGAACAGUAUAAUUUGAAAGAAUAAUUGAUAUUUAAUUUAUAUAUAAGUUUGACGAAUUAAUCAGGAUUGUUUUUAUUCAUAUUCCCUCCUUCGUACUUGAUACAUUUCAUUAUUUUCCAUCGACUACCCAGUGAUUUUAAGAGAAAAUUUUGAGGAUUAAAAAUGAUAACAAUAAGGAACACGUGUGGGAAAUUUGAGUCUUUUUCCAACCAAACAAAUUUAAAGAUCAAGGUUUUUGAUUAUGACCUCGUAUUCCCCCUUUUUUUUUAAUGAUUCGGCGCCGUGACAACUCAAAAGUGAAGAUCAAGUUCCACUUUUCUUAACGUUUCUUAAAUACUAGAGACAUUAAGUGAAUCGAGACAGUUUUACGGCGAGCUUACAGUAAUCUGAACAUAACCUAUGCUUAUGUAAAGAUAAAUACGAAUGUGACAAGUUUACUAUAAAACAAAAUCCAGCCUAUUGAAAUAUUGUAGAGACAUAGUAUGUAAAUAAGAGUGUUUGGAAAGAAUAUUAAACUACUGGACUCUGCAUUCAGAUAUCUAUGCUUGGUAAGGAUAAAUAUUCAGAAAACAGCUCGUCACCUCUGCUAUUCUUAUAAUAGCUGGCGUACUGCUUAAUCUAAUGGAGAUUCUGUGAUGUCCCUUAUACUAUUUUAAGGCGUAUGUAUAUGUAUGUAUAUAUUAUUGUAUCCUAUGGGACACAGUUUGAGUAAGAUUUCUUUCGUGUGUCGUUUGUCGUUGCGUUUAUUUUGUGUUUUAAGUCUAUAGGAGCAUUAGAAUUGUUGAUAUCAUUUUGGCUUUAAAUACAGUUUGCUUUUGUAACUAUAGGUAAACCACAAAUUCAUCUUAAACUAAGUUACAGGAUAUUUUUUUUUUUUUUUUUUUUUUUUUUUUUUUUUUGAGAACACUAAUGACAUGGAAAAUAAGCUAACUAUGAGUAGUCGGCUAAUUCUUUUAUUCAAACUUUCAUUUUCGUGGAAGGAAUUCUCGAAUUUCUUUCCAAAGAAUUACUCUCAAGAUCUGAAAUAAUUCCAAGAAUAUCUGGAAUGAUUUAUAAAGAAGAAAAAAGAGGAAAAGUUAUUUUGUUAGGUCCAUAGGUAACUUGUAUAUUUAUUGUCCUGCCUUUUGAUAAGGAUUCUGUACUAGGAACUAUAGCACACUCUUGCUCCUCACUCUUCUCCCUAGUGCUGACUCGUGUGGCGUUUUCUAGGGACGAAGGAGAUCCGCGUCUUGCUACAUUCUGCACGUACGUGUUUGCAAUGAACAGUAAGAAUUAUCAUAGAUACAGUAUCAAAGGGUAUGCAAUAUAUAUAUAUAUAUAUAUAUAUAUAUAUAUAUAUAUAUAUAUAUAUGUAUGUAUGUAUAUAUAUAUGUAACUAUAUCAAUAUCUUGAUAUAUUGAUAUGAGAAUAUAUUUGCAUCAGGAUAAGAUAUAUGAUAGGACUAAUAUUUGAAACCUCAGACUCCUGUCUCCCAUGAGAGGUGGCAAUGUGUUGCGUAAUCUUGUACAAUUACUUGAGCAAUGCAGCUGUUCACUGUGUGAGCUCUUUUACCCUCUUAUAUAGUUUUAUAUUUAUGUUUAUACAUAAAAAAUAAAAUGAUAAAGCUUAAA
This is a messenger RNA of Penaeus chinensis, 4368 nucleotides long. RefSeq names its product protein PALS2-like (gene vari). Gene Ontology annotation, molecular function: protein binding. Lineage: Eukaryota; Metazoa; Arthropoda; Malacostraca; Decapoda; Penaeidae. The record is from RefSeq and is a predicted model, not a curated record. The coding region runs from base 55 to 1830 and encodes 591 amino acids. The transcript has 11 exons. Gene Ontology annotation, cellular component: cell-cell junction; plasma membrane.